Rhinichthys klamathensis goyatoka is the source of this 2123-nucleotide messenger RNA. RefSeq names its product solute carrier family 15 member 4 (gene slc15a4). The record is from RefSeq and is a predicted model, not a curated record. Gene Ontology annotation, biological process: oligopeptide transport; transmembrane transport. Gene Ontology annotation, molecular function: transmembrane transporter activity. Bases 254 to 1990 code for a protein of 578 amino acids. The transcript is spliced from 9 exons. NCBI's taxonomy places the organism in Eukaryota, Metazoa, Chordata, Actinopteri, Cypriniformes, Leuciscidae. Gene Ontology annotation, cellular component: membrane.
CUUUGACGUUUAUGAGUACCGGGUGUCACGCGGUAGUAUUGUGACUGGCUGUUUACUCUCAGAGCCGAUAGCUAAACUUCAUAUCGACAGACUUUUAGGAAUUUUAACAUUAUAUUUGUAUUAAAAUGUAUUUCGAGGACAUUGGUAAACACGUCGAGGGCUGAACAGCUAAAUGUGGAGCAGUGCUAAGUGUACAAGAACGGUUUGGAUUUUGGUCAGCUGACCACCUCUUGAGAAACAGUCAUAUCAGGCCAUGGCUGGCAGAGAUGUAAACGAGAGCACUCCUCUUUUGGACAACUCUGUGGCUUCAGCCAGAUCAGAGUCAGUGUUCAAUGGCAGGAGACUGGCAUGUGCUGCCAUACUGCUGGCAGAGUCUUUAGAGAGAAUGGCUUUCUAUGGCAUCACCUCAAACCUGGUGCUCUUCCUAAAUAGCAGCCCCUUCUAUUGGGAGGGCACUUUGGCCAGCCAGGCCCCCUUGAUCUUCAUGGGAGUCACUUAUUUGAUAUCGCCCUUUGGUGGCUGGCUGGCGGAUGCAUUCCUUGGCAAGUUCGUAACCAUAGCCUUAAGUUUAGUCCUGUAUCUGUUAGGGAUGCUGCUUUUCCCCUUAGUGGCCAGUGACAACACCAGGAAUUAUCUGUGUGGAGAAGAGAUGGCGUUCCCAGUGCAGCCUGCAGAAUGUUUUCCUGAAAAUGGGACCGUGCCUGCCAAUGUGACCUGCGUCAAUCGGACGUCGUACUGCGGGCCGGCCAUCUUCAGUGGUCUGGUGCUGGUGGCCAUUGGGGUGGGAGCUGUGAAGUCAAACAUCACUCCAUUCGGGGCAGAUCAGGUGAAGGAUCGAGGUCCGGAGGCAACACGGCGGUUCUUUAACUGGUUCUACUGGUGCAUUAAUCUGGGAGCGAUCUUCUCCCUGGGUGGAGUAGCCUAUAUUCAGCAGAACAUCAGCUUCUCUAUUGGCUACAUCAUCCCUGCCGUGUGCCUCGGGGUGUCCCUCAUCAUCUUUAUUCUGGGCAGAGCGGUUUUCAUAAACAAGCCUGCAGACGGCAGCGCCUUCAGCGACAUGUUUCGGAUCCUGGCCUCGGCCUUCUGUGGACGCGGGCCAAAGGAACCCAGUCUGCUCAGGCCCAAGCCGACUCUACUGGAUGGCGCUAAGGUGACAUACGGUGGGCGAUUUUCAGAGGAGAAGGUGGAGGAAGUGAAAGCGCUGGUCAAAAUACUUCCUGUUUUCCUGGCCCUCAUUCCGUACUGGAUGGUCUAUUUCCAGAUGCAGACCACAUAUUAUCUCCAGAGUCUCCAUCUGACAAUUCCUGGAGCCGAUCCCAACUCCACAGACUCCCACCCGCAAUCGUUUCGCUUCCCAGCGGCUUGGCUGACCAUGUUUGAUGCCGUGCUGAUCCUCAUGUUGAUUCCCCUCAAGGAUAAAGUGGUAGACCCCAUCCUCAAACGUAAAGGCCUGCUGCCCUCCUCUCUGAAGAGAAUCGCUGUGGGCAUGUUCUUUGUCAUGUGCUCAGCAGUGGCGGCUGGUAUUUUAGAGACAAAGAGGCUGGACAUUGUCCACACACGAGAUCCCAUCCCGCAGUCGCUCGGUGGAGUUAUAUACUAUGCAGCCGAUCUACCCAUAUGGUGGCAAGUCCCCCAAUACGUCCUCAUUGGUGUCAGCGAAAUCUUUGCUAGUAUUGCAGGUCUGGAGUUCGCCUACUCCGCAGCCCCGCGCUCCAUGCAGAGCGCUAUAAUGGGCCUGUUCUUCUUCUUCUCCGGCAUCGGCUCCUUUGUGGGAUCUGGACUUCUUGCUAUCGUCUCUCUCAAAGGCAUCGGCUGGAUGUCCUCGCAUAAAGACUUUGGUAACAUCAACGGGUGCACACUGAAUUACUACUUCUUCCUCCUGGCCGCCAUCCAGGGAGUCACACUCCUGGUCUUCCUCAUUGUGUCUGUGAAGUAUGACAAACAGAAGCCCAGAGCAGGGAACCACAGGCAGUCUCUGGCCAACUCAUGACCCCCUUCAUCAUCAGCCAAACUCUCACCUUCACCAUUCCUCAACCACCAACUAUGUGAUAAACUUUAAGCCUCUUAGUAUUUCGAAAAAUGAGGUAGGAUUUGAAAUGUUUGACUCAACUUGAAUCCCCCUG